Molecule: messenger RNA, 1532 nt
Organism: Onthophagus taurus
Lineage: Eukaryota; Metazoa; Arthropoda; Insecta; Coleoptera; Scarabaeidae
Source: RefSeq, a predicted model, not a curated record
AAUUUUUUUUUAAUAAAAAUUUUUGGGAUAAUUUUACUUGGCGCCCGUCGUCCUUUCAGGUUUGCGUGAAUAUUUUUAUACGGCCUUGCUCGCUUUCUGCCUGAAGCUUUCCUAUGGGCUGUAGAAUUGGAACAGAUCAGUUCCCGUAAUAUUUUAAAUCCUUACUAUUUCCAAUUAAUCGAAAUGGAUUCAACAAAACAAUCGUCAACAAAUAUCCUUACUUAUUUCAACAUUAUUUAUAUGAUUUUAGGUUAUUAUUUUUUAAUAUCGGGUAUAUUAAUAUUUGAAUUUUAUAAACCGAUUUUUUCAAUUUACCCAAAAGAAGCUGUGGACUCAAUCGUUUUAUUAGACGCGGGACGAGGUGCUACAUCAAUUUUAGUCUUAUAUUCGUUAAUAUAUGGCAUGAUUAUGUUAUCAGUUGGACUAUUAGGAACUUAUAUUUUAACUGUGCAAGGAAUUUGUGAAUUGAAAACGUUUGCAACCAUUCUUGGAAUUUUAUCAAUUUCUAAGAUCAUUUUAGGAAUUUUAAUGAUAUUGAUCUCAUUAAACGUUUUACUUCCUUUGCAAGUUUGGGGUUACAUGACCGUUAAUUUUGUUAAAAUGAAAAAUGAUGUAAAUGCGGUCCAAGCACAAUUAUUUCUACAAGAAAAAUAUAAUUGUUGUGGAGUUAACAACUCAACCGAUUAUGAUAGAUUAUUUCCAUAUAACACAUCCCAAAUAGACAUAUUAGGAGCCGAUAAUUGCACCACAUUCAAUGAAACUCAACUUUUGGGCUGUGAAAUGAAAGUCUCCGAAUCUUAUUUUUGUCAGUGGCAAUUAAUGGGAGUAACUUCUUUCUGCAUAUCUUUAUUAGAGAUUGUCGGGGUUAUUCUCAUUCAUCGAGCCAUUAAAAAUCUUAUGUUUCCAAAACGAUUUUUUAACCCAGAUAACUUACCAAGAUAUUAUUUAGAAGACGAUUUAACGACAUAUUAAAUAAACUCAAAAUUUCUUCAUCCGGAAUAUGUUUUUCAAUCAAAAUCAAUUAGUUUUUAGCCUUUAAAUCAAUAAAAUUUGUAACCCUGUUAAAAGAAAUUCUCAAUUAUAAGCAAACAGUAAUAUUCUCGUAUAAAUCAAUUAGAUUUUAUGAGGGCACGAGAUGUUAACGUUUUAUUAAGUCAAUAGAUUGAAAUAACGAUGACACAAGAACAGCUCUCGAAACGACUUCAGGUUAACUGUUUCAACUACUAAUUUAACAAAGAUCAUUUAUAUCUUUUUAUAAAGAGUGAUUACAAUGGUAACUUUGAAACUAAUAAGUAAUUUUAUAAUAAUAAAUAAAAACGUACCUAGUUGACACAUCUAAUUUUUAGGAUAGACUUAAUAAUUUCUUUUGAAUAAGAAUUUUUUUAUAACUACAAAACGAAUCAAUUUUAACUCAAAUAACUUAAUUAUCCAUCAUUCAACAUCUAAUUGAAUCUAGUUGAGGUUAUGUAUUGUUUUUGUAGUUAUCGUUGUUACCGACACUUCCAAUAACAAUAAAUAUACUUUGAAUUCAA